Molecule: messenger RNA, 1882 nt
Organism: Cucurbita moschata (crookneck pumpkin)
Lineage: Eukaryota; Viridiplantae; Streptophyta; Magnoliopsida; Cucurbitales; Cucurbitaceae
Product: protein trichome birefringence-like 14
Exons: 5
Coding region: 234-1688 (484 amino acids)
Biological process (GO): xyloglucan metabolic process; plant-type secondary cell wall biogenesis; xylan biosynthetic process
Cellular component (GO): Golgi apparatus
Molecular function (GO): acetyltransferase activity
Source: RefSeq, a predicted model, not a curated record
CUAUCUUUCGUGCUGACACCUCUCUUCCGUCUCAGCGUCUUCUCUGAACUUCAGUUUGGAUCUGAUGAUUAUGAGAGGAGUGCUCUGUAACUAUCUCUGCAAAUCGAAUAUGACUACGAUUUUCUCAUGAGAAGCCGCGCCAGUUUCUGAAUCUCAUCCUUUCCCACAUAUGGAUGUGCUGAAGGAAUGCACCCAGUUUAACAUGAGGGGAUACAUGUCAUAGAAGCCAAGAGAUGAAAGGUGGAAACAUCAUUAAGCUAAGGGGGGGACAUCUUUCCAUUGUCUUGGUUGUUCUUAUGCUUGCAACCAUGUUGUUAUGGGCUUGGGAUAAAAGCUAUUUUGCCAGUUUUCUUCCAGUAACAAGAGAGCAGUUUAUGAUACCAGUUUCAGAAUAUGUAGUGGACGUGUCAAAUAGUUCCUCAAUAUCGACUAAGUCGAAAGACGAAAUGGCUAAGUCAGAGGAUGAGAUAGCUAAGUUAGAGGAUAAAAUGAAGGAAAGAAGUAACAAUACUGAUGAAAAAGAGCAGCCAGGACUUCUUAUCCCAAAAAAAGAACAGCCAGGAAAAAGCACGAACUACUCAGAUGCUGGUUCUGUCUCCAAGCCCACUCCUCCAUUGAAAGAACGCGAAGAUGGCGUUACCUCGUCUUCUUCGGCAAAAGUGUGCAACUACGCCAAAGGUAGAUGGGUUGAAGACAGCAGGCGGCCAUGGUAUUCUGGAUUACAAUGUAAAAAAUGGCUAUCAAUAAUGUGGGCUUGUAGACUUACAAAAAGAAAGGACUUUUCUUAUGAAGGAUAUAGGUGGCAACCCGAAAAUUGCUACAUGCCAGAGUUUGAGCGUUCUUCAUUCUUGAAAAGAAUGCAGGACAAAACGAUAGCAUUUAUAGGAGAUUCAUUGGGUAGGCAGCAGUUUCAAUCCUUAAUGUGUAUGCUCACUGGUGGUGAAGAAAACCCGGAAGUCGAAGAUGUGGGAAGAGAAUACGGUCUCGCCAAAGCUCCCGGGGCUCUUCGACCAGAUGGAUGGGUUUAUCGGUUUCGAAACACGAACACUACGAUUCUAUAUUACUGGUCAGCAAGCCUCUCUGAUCUAGAACCUCUUAAUAGAUCGGAUCGAGCAACGAAUAUCGCAAUGCAUUUGGACCGACCCCCAGCAUUCAUGAGAAAGUUCUUCCAACAGUUUGAUGUGUUGGUUUUAAAUACAGGACACCAUUGGAACAGGGGAAAACUUGAAGGAAAUAGGUGGGUGAUGUAUGCUGAUGGAAAACCAGCAGAAGAAAAGAAGCCUUUGGAUAUGGGGAAUGCCAAGAACUUGACUGUGUACAGUAUUGUCCGAUGGGUCGAAUCGCAACUUCCGCUGCAUCCUCGUAAUCUAAAAGUUUUCUUUAGGACGAUUUCGCCGAGGCAUUUCUUCAAUGGCGAUUGGAACACCGGGGGAUCUUGUGAUAAUAAGAUACCAUUGUCGGGCGGGAGCGAGGUCGUUCAAGAUGGAUCUACUGACAUUGUUGUUCAAAAUGCUGUUAAUGGUACCAAGGUAAAGAUCCUGGAUAUAACUGCCAUCUCUCAGUUACGAGACGAAGCCCACGUGUCGCGCUACACUCGUAGAGCUAUCCUAAACACCAGUGAUUGCUUGCAUUGGUGCAUGCCUGGCGUACCGGACACAUGGAAUGAACUUCUAAUCGCACAGAUAUAGUUUUGCUUCAUUCAUUCAUUAUUGUGGUCUAACAUACAUGCCCUGCCCUUUUGAUGAUGGAAGAGGAUCGAAACCGGGCCAAACUACGAACGCACGAACGUCGCGAGAAUUUUCAAGGCGAUUUGGUCCUUAAUUUCUUUGGUCUCUUCAACCCAUUAUUUAUUUUGAUAUCAAUUCCAUGGAUACAUUCACUC